Messenger RNA from Funneliformis mosseae, 1100 nucleotides. The record is from the annotation of a GenBank genome assembly. NCBI's taxonomy places the organism in Eukaryota, Fungi, Glomeromycota, Glomeromycetes, Glomerales, Glomeraceae.
AAAGCAUAGAAUUGAUUUAAAUAUUUUAUAUGAUCAUGACCCUAAAUCAUUCUUGAAUAAUGUUGAAUUAUUUGUUAAUCAAGUCGAAAAGGUUGAAUAUUUAAAUUUAUUUUUAUCAAGUUUAAGAAAUGAGGACGUGGUUAUAACUAUGUACCCUAAAGUUAUUUUAGGUCCAAAAUAUGGGUCAUCUGAUGAUAAUACGGGAUUGCAAGAUGUGUCAACAAAAGUUAAUAUUGUAUGUGAUUCAGUUCGUGGAAUUUUAGAAUCUAAGAACUCUACAAAAUAUCUUCAAUCAAUAAUAACAACUUUUGUCAAAAAAUCUCCACCAGAAUUAGAAGCUGCAUUAAAUUUCUUGGCCAAAUUAAAAGAAGAUGCUGUAAAAUACGCAAUAUUUUUAGUAGACGCAGAUAAACUAUUUGAUAUUGCAUUGGGAAUGUACGACUUUAGUUUGGUGCUUCUAGUUGCUCAACAAUCCCAAAAAGAUCCAAGAGAAUAUUUAUCAUUUUUGGCCGAACUUGAAAGUUAUCCAAAAUAUUAUCAAAGAUUUAAGAUUGAUGAUCAUCUUAAUAGAUAUGAAAAGGCUUUAAAUAAUUUAAGUUUAGCAGGCGAUGAAUAUUUUGAUCAAUGUUUGAAAUAUCUUCAAGAGUAUCAACUUUAUAAACCAGCCAUUGCUCUCUUUGCUAAUAAUGAUGAAAAAUACAAAUCUAAUUUCAAAGAAGCUGGAUUAGCAUACGUUAUGGCUGGAAAUAAACCGAAAGCGCUUGAACCUUAUAAAGAAUCGGGAAUGUGGCGUGAGGCAUUUGCUAUCGCUCAAGAAUUAAAGUAUUCAUCAGAUGAUUUGUUCUUAUUGGCCAAAGAACUUUCCGAAACUUUGUCUGAUAAAAGACAGUAUCAAGAAGCUGCUCAAAUAUUAUUGGAUUACACAAGGCAACCUGAAGAGGCUGUCGUAUUACUUAACAAGGGUCAUCAUUGGAGUGAAGCCAUACGAAUUUCUUACAUGUACGGCAGAUCAGAUCUUAUUGAAACGAACGUUAAACCAAGCGAUAUUAAUUCUAUGUUUGACCAGUUAAAUCAGCAAACUGCACGAUUACAAGAGAUCC